GGCCGGGUCCCCGGGACUGGGCGCUGCUGACGGGGCCGACGGGGCGGAGAGGAGCGAGGCGGGAGGAGGAGGAGGAGAAGGGGGCUGGUCAAGGGAAGUGCGACGUGUCUGCGGAGCCUUUUUAUACCUCCUUCCCGGGAGUUCGGCAGCCGCCACCGCAACCCGUGCGUCCUUCGCUCUCCGCUCCCAGGACCUGGGCUCUGCCGCAGCCAGCCAGCAUGUCGGGGGUCAAGAAGCAGAAGACGGAUUACCAGCAGAAAUCCACCAAUGUAGUCUACCAGGCCCACCACGUGAGCAGGAAUAAGAGAGGACAGGUGGUUGGAACAAGAGGCGGGUUCCGAGGAUGUACUGUGUGGCUGACAGGUCUCUCUGGUGCUGGAAAAACGACAAUCAGCUUUGCUCUGGAGGAGUACCUCGUCUCCCACGCCAUCCCUUGUUACUCCCUGGACGGGGACAACGUCCGUCAGGGCCUUAACAAAAACCUCGGAUUCUCUCCUGGGGACAGAGAAGAAAACAUCCGCCGGAUUGCAGAGGUGGCCAAGCUGUUUGCUGACGCGGGUCUGGUCUGCAUUACCAGUUUCAUUUCUCCGUUCUCCAAGGAUCGCGAGAAUGCCCGCAAAAUCCACGAGUCAGCAGGACUGCCAUUCUUUGAAAUAUUUGUAGAUGCGCCUUUAAAUAUCUGUGAAAGCAGAGAUGUGAAAGGCCUCUAUAAACGGGCCAGAGCUGGGGAGAUUAAAGGAUUUACAGGUAUUGAUUCUGAUUAUGAGAAACCUGAAACUCCUGAGCUUGUCCUUAAAACCAACUUGUCCUCAGUGAGUGACUGUGUCCAGCAGGUCGUGGAACUUCUGCAAGAGCAGAACAUUGUACCCCAUACUAUAAUCAAAGGCAUCCAUGAACUCUUUGUGCUGGAAAACAAACUUGACCAAGUUCAAGCUGAGGCUAAAAUUCUCCCUUCGUUAUCAAUUACUAAGCUGGAUCUGCAGUGGGUCCAAGUUCUGAGCGAAGGCUGGGCCACUCCCCUCAAAGGUUUUAUGCGGGAGAAGGAGUACUUGCAGGUUAUACACUUCGGCACCCUGCUAGAUGGCAUGGUCCAAGCUGAUGGAGUGAUCAACAUGAGCAUCCCCAUCGUACUGCCCAUCUCUGCGGAUGACAAGACACGGCUGGAAGGGUGCAGUGAGUUUGUCCUGGCAUACGGUGGACGGAGGGUGGCCAUCUUACAAGACCCCGAAUUCUAUGAACAUAGAAAGGAGGAGCGUUGUUCCCGGGUGUGGGGAACGACAUGUACAAAUCUCCCCCACGUCAAAAUGGUGAUGGAGAGUGGGGACUGGCUGGUUGGUGGAGACCUUCAGGUGCUGGAGAGAAUAAGGUGGAAUGAUGGGCUGGACCAAUAUCGCCUGACGCCUCUGGAGCUCAAGCAGAAAUGUCAGGAAAUGAAUGCUGAUGCGGUGUUUGCAUUCCAGUUGCGCAAUCCUAUCCACAAUGGCCAUGCUCUGUUGAUGCAGGACACCCGCCGCAGGCUCCUAGAGAGGGGCUACAAGAACCCUGUCCUCCUGCUACAUCCUCUGGGGGGCUGGACCAAGGAUGACGACGUGUCUCUGGACUGGCGGAUGAAGCAGCACGCAGCUGUGCUCGAGGAAGGGGUCCUGGAUCCCAAGUCAACCAUUGUUGCCAUCUUUCCAUCUCCCAUGUUAUACGCUGGCCCCACAGAGGUCCAGUGGCACUGCAGGGCCCGGAUGAUUGCGGGGGCCAAUUUCUACAUUGUGGGCAGGGACCCUGCAGGAAUGCCCCACCCUGAAACCAAGAAGGACCUGUAUGAACCCACUCAUGGGGGCAAGGUCUUGAGCAUGGCCCCUGGCCUCACCUCCGUGGAAAUCAUUCCAUUCCGAGUGGCUGCCUACAACAAAGUCAAAAAAGCCAUGGAUUUCUAUGAUCCAGCCAGGCACAACGAGUUUGACUUCAUCUCAGGAACUCGCAUGAGGAAGCUAGCCCGGGAAGGAGAAAAUCCCCCAGAUGGCUUCAUGGCCCCCAAAGCAUGGAAAGUCCUGACAGAUUAUUACAGGUCGCUGGAGAAGAACAACUAAAUGCCUUUGGCUCCAGAGUUUCUGAAGUGCUCUUUCAUUACCCUUUCUAUUUUUGUGAUUAGAUGCUUUGUAUCCAAUUGCUUUUCAAUGACUGAUUUUAAAGUUAAUAUUUUAUAAUGAAGUAAAAACUGUGUCUAUAACUUAAAGUCAACAUAUAUAUAUUAUAUAUAUAUGUCAAACUGAAGACUAAGUCUUAGCAGGUGAAAGCAAUAUUGUUAUACAUUUCAGAAUAAAAUUAGCUGUAUUCUCUACUGCAUCUGGGCAGAUAGGUCCCAGACCUCUUAAAGCUUUGACCAUGUGUGUCUAGUUACUUGCCAAAAAGUGAAGUAUAUUUUCCAGCUUAAGCCUUGCCAACCUGCACUCUCCCAAUAUCAUGUACCAGUACUAAAAUAAACCAGAUGAGCAGCCUCUUCUGUGCAACUGACCAAAAAACAAACAAACAAACAAACAAAAAAACAUUUCUCAUCCUAAAAGAGGUGUGGCUCACGUCAAGACGUUUUACCUCAUGCCUGUACACAGCCUUACUGCCCAGUAUCUUACGUGUUGAAGACCUGACUGGAGAAACCAAAUGUAUGAUAAUGUGAAUUGAGAGAUCUAUGCAAUCUACUUCUGCCACAAAAGUUGUAGUGUUUAAUAAGAAGUCUUAGUGGCCUUCUGUGAAUAAUGAAACUCCAGCUAAACGGUGACUUUGUAGAGUGUUUUCAUGAAAGGAUUUGCACUGAGGGGUCCGACAAUCUGGCAAUGUUGUGGAAAGUUGGAAAGUUAAUCCCCCCCCCCCCCCCCCCCCCCCCCGCCUUUGCUGUGGUCAUUGUGUCCUACAGAGAGGGUGGGCCUAUCCGAAUGCGGCAGCAUGAACUGUAACCAAAAAUAAUAAACACCAUCAGACGAGUGGGGGACACAGAACCCAACCUUUUCUUAUAGGCGAACAAACUGAGUUGGUGCACACGCGUGCUUCUUCAUGAACACUGUAACAAAAACGUAAAAUUGGCAUUAUGAGGAAGUACUGGUCGCACUGAAUGAGCACCCGGGCCACUUGACCCUCAGUCUGGUGCUGUCUACACCAGACAAUAUAGAAGCUGGGUCGGAUUUCUCUCAGCUGCUUAACAAAGCUCCUUGGACAGAGGGCACUUAUAAAGCUGCCUUCUUGAAUACUGAAAGGUCUAGAGUUUUCUAAGCUCUGCUGAUUUUACUGCAGUUGGAAAAAAAAAAAAAAACUUUUCCAAAGACUGAAGCUGUUCUUCCGAUGGCUUUAUUUCCUGAGAGGCAGUCUUUGUGCUUCAUGCAUAAUUCAUUGUUGCCAGUGAAUAUAUGAAAAAAACAGCACCUUUUACACAUAGGUCUCUUUGGAAGAGACUUAAACUGGAAAGAGAAAACUGUGACAUUUUUCAUAUUCUCAAUUUGUUUUAAAAAAUGCUAAUUUUAGAUAAUAAAAGUUCUUUUGAGAAUAAAUGACAUACAAUGGCCACAGCAAAGUUUGUCUUUCGCAGUGUCUACCUAUGUAUACCUACACGCAUUUCAUCAGAGGUACUCACUACUGCCUUUUUAAAAAACACCUUAUUUAUUGAAAACACAAGACAGGACAUAGUGCCUUAACCAAAUGUAUUUUGUGAUUUUUUUAAAAAAUAUAUUUAAAACUGCUUUUCUGCUCUAGUUCUGCACUUAGUGCAAAUGAUUAUUUCUAUGUACAACUGAUGCUUGUUCUUAUUUUAAUAAAUUUCUCAAUAUAAA
This is a messenger RNA of Lemur catta (Ring-tailed lemur), 3809 nucleotides long. It is a transcript of the gene PAPSS2, whose product is annotated as 3'-phosphoadenosine 5'-phosphosulfate synthase 2. The record is from RefSeq and is a predicted model, not a curated record. Bases 219 to 2081 code for a protein of 620 amino acids. Gene Ontology annotation, molecular function: adenylylsulfate kinase activity; ATP binding; sulfate adenylyltransferase (ATP) activity. NCBI's taxonomy places the organism in Eukaryota, Metazoa, Chordata, Mammalia, Primates, Lemuridae. The transcript is spliced from 13 exons. Gene Ontology annotation, biological process: sulfate assimilation; 3'-phosphoadenosine 5'-phosphosulfate biosynthetic process.